Messenger RNA from Hypomesus transpacificus, 2321 nucleotides. Its product is annotated as serine/threonine-protein phosphatase 4 regulatory subunit 2-A-like. Gene Ontology annotation, molecular function: protein phosphatase regulator activity. Gene Ontology annotation, cellular component: nucleus; protein phosphatase 4 complex; cytoplasm. Gene Ontology annotation, biological process: protein dephosphorylation. NCBI's taxonomy places the organism in Eukaryota, Metazoa, Chordata, Actinopteri, Osmeriformes, Osmeridae. The coding region runs from base 78 to 1280 and encodes 400 amino acids. The transcript has 9 exons. The record is from RefSeq and is a predicted model, not a curated record.
GGCUCUGACUGUUGUCUUGUGCGCUUCCUGUCGCUGACGGUGGAGCAGGGGACAUUUGCAGUUAGCCAGCCACAAACAUGGAGAUCGACACAGUUUUGGAAGCUUUUAAAGACUUCGAGAAGAAAGGGGAGAGAGAGACAUGUCCUGUCUUGGAUCAGUUAUUGUGCCAUGUCGCCAAAACGGGAGAAACUAUGAUUCCAUGGACACAGUUUAAGAGUUACUUCUUGUUUAAACUUGAAAGAGUUAUGGAUGAUUUUCAAUCAUCAACGCCAGAUCAACGAAGCCCUGCUAAUCCCAAUGUAGAGUACAUUCCUUUCAAAGAGAUGAAGGAAAGGAUUUUAAAAAUUGUGGAUGGAUACAAUGGGAUUCCAUUUACUAUCCAACGUCUGUGUGAACUUCUCACUGAGCCCAAGAAGAACUACACAGGAACAGACAAGUUCCUCAGAGGGGUUGAGAAGAAUGUUAUGGUGGUCAGCUGUGUGUGUCCUACCUCUGAAAAAAAUGGGUCAACCAGUAUAAACAGAAUGAAUGGAGUGAUGUUCCCCGACAACUCAUCUCUUUAUUCAGACAGAAAUGUAAAUGGACCAGGCACCCCAAGGCCAUUCAGUCGACCAAAGCUUUCCAUAUCCUCCUCUCUUUCUACUAAUGGUCUGCCUGACUGCUCGGAUAACAAAGGGACAAGCUCAGGACAGGGAGAGAAGCACAUUGGUGUAUCGUCAUUAUCAGAAGGGGAAAGCCCCCACAGCAGUUUGGUGAAGAAUAAGCAUGCAGAUGACGAGGAUGCCAUGGAGGCAGAUGGACACGAAGUCAAGAGGCUGAAAUUUGACAACGAUGAAGAGGAAAAUGAGGAGGAAGAGAGGGAGUCAUCCUGUCCUGCACGUCCAGAAAGCUCAACCGACACACCAGAGUCAUCGACAGAUGCUGAAGUGGAACAGGGUAACCCUGCUAAUGUGGUAACAGGAGAGGAUCAUAUGCCCACCAGCACGCAGACUGAGUCCCAAGAUGAGGAGGAAGAGACUGGAGAUGGAGAGGCUGUUGCCGCUCAUAGCCAAAAGAGUGACUGCACCUCAGAGCAGUCGGGGAAGAAUCUGAGCCUGAAUGAGCAGGAAGAUGGGCCAAGCGGAGACCCAGUAAGCAGCAGCUGUGGGGACAGUACGACCAGUGACCAGCUUCUCCCCGCCUCUCCCAGUAGUACUGCUGAGUCCUCAGCAGAGGGCGCUACAGAGGCCAGCUCAGAGAGCCCAGAGACUGCAGGAGAGGAGGCCAUGGAACAGGACUGAACCUGGGCCACCUGACUGAUUAGACACUGUAUUAUAUACCACCAAGGAGAUCCCUGUAACACUGUGGACCUGUCAUCUCCCAGGACAGGUGAGGGGUAGAGGGGGUUUCACCAAGGGCCUCACAGGAUUUUGGCUCCAACCUCUCUCCUCUUGUGUUCUAUGACCCAACGUUCCUGCAGCCACACAUCACUUUGUUUUAUAAAACUGGAAGUUUAUCAUUUAUACCAAGACUUCGAAUGCUCUUUGAAUUAAUUCACACAGUUAUGUUUUAAGGCCUUUUGAUUCCCAAUACUUUACUAUUUUUGUCACUGUCUCUUUAACCUUUUCAGACAUUUUAGCAGGUUUUUUAGAUGUAUGCUUGGUUGACAAUUUUGCAUGGUGUCAUUAAGACAUUUAUUGUUUUGGCUAUCACUGAUGUGAAUGUCAUCUUGGCCCACUUUAGUCUAAACUAGGUCUGUGGGCUUGUAGUAUGACAUGGGUCUAUUACCAUCAGAUUAUGAUGCAAAGAUUAUCAGUAAUAGACUAUUUUGUCAUAGUUUUGUUUCUGUAUUUUGAAACUAAAAUAUGAAGGACAAGCCAAGACAUGGCAUCUUUAUGGUUUCUUUGUUACUUUGCUAAUUGGAUUGGCUUUAGCAUCAGCUUUCACUGCAAGUUUAUAAAUAUCUUCUAAAAGUAAAUAUAUAAAUAUGAUAUUAAAAAAAAAUCAAAACAUUAUUGACCAUCAAAAAAACAGCACUAAAUGCUGAAGUGAUUGAGGUGUAGGUCUUUUGCUUUCACCCAAGAUGUUCUUUGUUGGUUAUCAUAUAUUUACCAUGUUUCUGCAACCCCUUUUUGAUAUUUAGGAUUUUUUCAAUUUCUGUAAAGUCAAUUUUGUAGAUUGAUAUGUUCACUGCCUUUGUAAUACAUAUCUUGGAUGCUUGGGCUUGCAACACAAUUUCAUAUGCAGCAAUAAAUGCUAACAUUUUAAGUGUGGUACAUGCUUACUAUGUAUCUAGAAAGAUGUAUCUUUUGGCAACUAUGAAUAAAGUUUUUUUAAUACUG